GGAUCGGUUAGUUGUCGCCGUCCGAGGUUUACACUGGGUUUGCCUCACCGUCGCGGCCGCCGGGUCCCUGCCUCCGCAGCUCCCGCCUUGGCCCCUGCGCAGCCGCUCUCCCUGCCCUCCUCCCCUUAACCACCCCCCGGUUUCUGUCGUCCGGGCCCCCAGGCCGGGCGAAUGAUGCCGUCGGAGAGCGGAGCUGAGCGCCAGGAUCAGGGGGCUGCGCAGGCGGAGGCGGCUGCGGCCUCGGCGGUGGCCACGGCGGCCCCGGCAGGCGGCGGCCCCGACCCGGAGGUCUCGUCGGCCUUCCUCGGACGGCACCUGAGCGGGCUGGGCUGGCCACAGGUGAAGCGACUGGACGCGCUCCUGAGCGAGCCGAUUCCCAUUCACGGGCGCGGCAACUUCCCCACGCUGAGCGUGCAGCCCCGGCAGAUCGUGCAGGUGGUCCGCAGCAGCCUGGAGGAACAGGGACUACGAGUGCACAGUGUGCGGCUGCAUGGCUCUGCUGCCAGCCACGUGCUGCACCCUGAGAGUGGCCUGGGCUACAAGGACCUGGACGUGGUGUUCCAGGUGGACCUGCGCAGUGAGGCGUCCUUCCAGCUGACCAAGGCAGUGGUGCUGGCCUGCCUGUUAGACUUCCUGCCUGCCGGUGUGAGCAGGGCCAAGAUCACACCAUUGACACUCAAGGAGGCAUAUGUGCAGAAGCUGGUAAAAGUGUGCACAGACACGGACCGCUGGAGCCUCAUUUCACUGUCCAACAACAGCGGCAAGAACGUAGAGCUCAAGUUUGUGGACUCCGUGAGACGCCAGUUCGAGUUCAGCGUAGACUCCUUCCAGAUCAUCCUGGACUCGCUGCUGCUCUUUGGCCAGUGCUCAUCCACACCCAUGUCCGAGGCCUUCCACCCAACAGUGACAGGCGAAAGCCUGUACGGGGACUUUGCUGAGGCCCUGGAGCACCUGCGGCACCGUGUCAUUGCUACGCGCAGCCCCGAGGAGAUCCGUGGUGGCGGCCUCCUCAAGUACUGCCACCUCCUGGUGCGGGGCUUCCGGCCGCGGCCCAGCACCGACGUGCGGGCCCUGCAGCGCUACAUGUGCUCCCGCUUCUUCAUCGACUUCCCAGACCUGGCAGAGCAGCAGCGCACCCUGGAGCGCUACCUGGAGGCCCACUUUGGUGGGGCCGACGCGGCCCGCCGUUACGCCUGCCUGGUGACGCUGCACCGGGUGGUCAACGAGAGCACCGUGUGCCUCAUGAACCACGAGCGCCGCCAGACCCUGGACCUCAUUGCCAUGCUGGCGCUCCAGGCGCUGGCUGAGCAGGGCCCGGCUGCCACUGCUGCCCUCGCCUGGCACCUUCCAGGCCCCGACGGGGUUGUGCCAGCCACUGUCAAUUACUACGUGACCCCUGUGCAGCCUCUGCUGGCUCGGGCCCACUCCUAUCCCACCUGGCUGCCUUGUAACUGACUUGGACCCUGGCCAGAAGGGAAGGGCCUGGGCCUAACAGGGUGGGGUGGGGCCUCCAGGAGUGUGUGGAGGACAUGACCAGAGACAGGCAGCCUGUGCCAGGUGGCCCAGCACUGCUGCAGAGUUGGGCCUUCAAUGGAACAGACCAGACUUCCCCGAAUGAGGCCCCUGUGGCCUUAAGGGCAAGCUGGGGUUCUUGGCAGGAGGACCCCUUGGUGGCAGUACUGCACUUUGGGACCACCAUGAUUGUGGGUGCAGAGGCUGUUUGUCUUGAGAGUCAAUUGCCCUCAGGAGACAAAACGAUUCGGGGUGGCAGCCUCGGUGCCCAACACCUAGGGUUGAAUUCAUGGUGUUUUUGACUAGAGCCAGUGCACAGUGAUCCCAUCAGCCUCCAAGGGCCUGCAGCCCACACAUUGGCUAAAAUAUGGUAUGUUAUGGGGACUACUCACUUUGGGUCAGGCUGGGCCACUAACAGGGCCUGGUGGUCCAACCUGGCUCAUCACUGCGAGGAGGAGAAUGGAGGCAUGAGGCAGAUACCUGGGUUUGGAGAGGGGUGGGUUUAGCCCGGUCUCCUGAAACCCACACCCAAGCUGUGAAAUGAGGUGUGCCAUGUACAGGAGCCCAGCAGCCCAGGUGGGCCACAGCCAGGUGGGCCACAGCCCAGGCCCCUUCCAGUGUGUUGCUCCCUUCCCUUGUGUUGUGAGGAACCCUCCUGCCUGGAGUUUGUUCUUUGGAGGGUGCUGGGCCCAAAUUUGCCACAGUAAAGUCAAGUGCGCCCACCCUACUGGCUUGGUUACAAGCUGUCAGAUGGGGGAAGGGAGCCACCCCCCACCUCCUUCUCUAUCCCUCUGGAUUUGUUGCUGUUUUGCACUCUUAACACCUGCCAAUAAAGAUUGUCUACACUGA
Molecule: messenger RNA, 2361 nt
Organism: Propithecus coquereli (Coquerel's sifaka)
Lineage: Eukaryota; Metazoa; Chordata; Mammalia; Primates; Indriidae
Gene: TENT5B
Product: family with sequence similarity 46, member B
Exons: 2
Coding region: 172-1455 (427 amino acids)
Biological process (GO): mRNA stabilization
Molecular function (GO): RNA binding; poly(A) RNA polymerase activity
Source: RefSeq, a predicted model, not a curated record